Molecule: messenger RNA, 363 nt
Organism: Striga asiatica
Lineage: Eukaryota; Viridiplantae; Streptophyta; Magnoliopsida; Lamiales; Orobanchaceae
Source: the annotation of a GenBank genome assembly
AUGGCGAAGAUUGGGAAGCUGAAUAAUUGCUUGACAAUCUGUGAUGUGUUAGAUAGUAUGACCUGGAUUCCAAUGGAGGUAUCGGUGGCUCUAGGACUUUUGGUGUCUGAAUUGAUGUAUCGUUCUGUCUACCCACCCGGGCAUCCCUCUCUUGGGACAGGUCGAAGCUUUUUCAAUUGUGGUAUGGAAAAGUUAAUAUAUUCAGCGAAAGUCCCGAGCUUCAGACUGUCGAGGGUUCUAACUGAAGGAGAAGACAAAGUUUGUGAGGUCGGGAAGAAGGUGUUUGACUUGCUACUUCAUGUGGCGGUGGAUGGGAAAUUGAACCCGGUUCCGAUGAUCAAGAGAUUGUUCAUUUUUCAGUGA